Molecule: messenger RNA, 1632 nt
Organism: Didymodactylos carnosus
Lineage: Eukaryota; Metazoa; Rotifera; Eurotatoria; Philodinida; Philodinidae
Source: the annotation of a GenBank genome assembly
AUGUGUCAGGAUCAAAUGGUAGUUUGCGAUGAAGUGGACGAUCUAUUGACUCUGUUGGUUAUCAAACGAGACGAGGCAUCAGUUCAAAAUUUUAAAACAGGGAGUUUUAUGUGGUUUCAAAUUUUCAUUGAAGCCUUACAAAGAAUGAACGAUCUUGAUACUGCUAGGAGGGACCUAGUAUCUUUAUGUAAGUUAGUCUAUCGGGAUAAUCGUAUUGAGCUACGAAAUAUUGACGAAUUUCGCCGUGAAUACAAAGCCGGCGAUGCAAUUCGUUGGUACACCAGACCUGCGUGUUUUUACCGGCUUCUUAAUAGAGCAUUACGGUUUCAAACCUACGAUGCUAUUAUUUCUUUUCGCCUUUUAAUCAACAAUAUAUCUCGACAAUUAGAGAAUGAAUACCAUAAACAGAAGACUGCCAUAGAAACUGGUGGUGGAAGGUCAGUUCUCAUAGUGUAUCGAGGACAGCGUAUGGGUACAACGGAAUUCAAUGAAAUACGUAGUUCACGGGGUGAAUUUGUCUUGAUAAACAGUUUCUUCUCAGCCACCACAGAUAAAACGGCAGCAUUAGUAUUUGCUGGUGCAACCUCUACUGAGAAAGAAAUACCAGUUCUUAUAGUCAUCAAAGCAGAUAUGAAAAUUGAAGCAAAAGCAUUUGCUGAUAUUGCGCACUUGAGCGUAUUUCGAGAUGAAAGUGAAAUUUUAUUUAUGCUUGGUUGCAUCUUUUGUAUACGAAAUGUAUCCCAGAAUUCAGGAGAGAACUACCAUACUAUCGAGUUAGUGUUGUGUAGUGAAAGUGAUGUUCCCAUACGUUUAACAGACACUUUUGAUUAUUAUAUUAAGCACAAACUACCACCACAAACUGAUAUGAAAUCAUUGGCCCAUAGUUUGAGUCAAAUGAAUGAACUUAAAACUGCAGAAAAAUAUCUUAAACGCGCAUACAGAGAAACACCUGAUAACGAGCUGCAGCGACUUGAACCGAUGACUGGCAUGGGUCAUGUGGCUGAUGAGGUUGGUAAUUACAAAAUUGCGCACAUGUUCUAUAAAUAUGUAUUGAAAAAACGACAACAGUUACUACUACCUAACGAUUUAUUAAUUGGCGUAAGUCAUGUAAAUCUAGGAGUUGCUUACUAUGACUUAAAAGAAUUUGAUCUAGCACUGUUACAGUAUAAGAAAGCUCUACCAAUAUUUAACACGGGCUAUCCGAAAAAGCAUCCAGAUUUUGGACACGAUUAUAAUAAUGUGGCAGUAGCUUAUGCAGCUAAAAUCGAUUUAAGUCAUGCAAAUGAGUUGCUGAAGAAGGCACGUGAUCGGUUAAGAAAAGCUGGUGUUCCCGAAAAACAUCCGGUAACAGCUCAAAUUUUAUCUAAUAUAGGUGUCAUUUUCGGUAAAUUGGAAGAUUAUGAUGAAGCAAUCAGACUUCAACAGGAAUCACUUGAAAUUCGACAAAUUUGUUUACCCCCAAAUCAUACUGACACUGCCAAAUCCUUUCAUAAUUUAGGCAUUAUCUAUGAUAAAAAGAAUGAGCUUGAUUUAGCAUUAUACCAUUAUCAAGAAGCAUUGAGAAUGAUGACCAAAUGUGUACCACAAGAUUCACGAGAUUAUAAAAACACUCAAUUACGAUGGGGAUGGUGA